This is a messenger RNA of Suillus clintonianus, 1885 nucleotides long. RefSeq lists its product as uncharacterized. Gene Ontology annotation, molecular function: protein binding. The transcript has 3 exons. NCBI's taxonomy places the organism in Eukaryota, Fungi, Basidiomycota, Agaricomycetes, Boletales, Suillaceae. The coding region runs from base 255 to 1808 and encodes 517 amino acids. The record is from RefSeq and is a predicted model, not a curated record.
CAUAUACAAACUGCACAUGGUUUGUAUGUGGUGACCAACUUGAAGGUUUAAUGUCUCUUUCAUUACGUUCACCAUUCCUUACGGCGCGACUGAAUUCCAACGAUGCCACCAAGCGUACAUACAGACUACAACAAUAUUAUCUGCCAACCGCCCAUUGGCAGGACAUACGGGCUGUUCGCUCGCAUCCAUUGCCUACAUCAAACUAGUCCGCCGCUCCCUUUCGUGGUAUAGCCAUAUUUUACCAUCGCUGGUCGAUGUCGAACGAUACGGAGCUCUCCAAACCUAACUCCAACCUGGAGAACAGCCCACCGAUUCUGAAGCUACCUCUUGAAGUUCUUGACCAUUGCUGGGGUUAUCUGAGGCGACAGGACCUUUUUCAAGUGUCCGGCGUAUCUCGCAUAUUCUGGUACACCUCAAGAUCUAGGAUAUUCCAGUCACUCACUAUCACCCUGCCAUCCCCGGAAAUUCUUCCCUUGAACCAAAAUCUGGUCCGCCGUUCAACAAACAGGGCUCCUAAGAUGCUUGAGCAUGCUGCUACCCGACUCACAAGUUUCUAUUCAGAUCCAAGUGCUGGUGAACUCUGGGACAUGGUUCAAGACUGGACGGUUGCAACUGCACCAGGGAUCAGGAGCAACAUGUUCUGCUUUACUCGCUCGCAGGAGAAGGGCCUAGUGCUGAGAUCGAUCGAUACCGUCUUUCCGUUUCUGUCGUGCAGUCGUAAUAUUCGCUCUCUUGAACUUGUCCGCGUGAAUCUUGGGAGACAACAAUGGAUCAUCAUCGAAAGCUUACCUGCACUAGAGACUCUCAGGCUCAUCUCAUGCUUCUUCCCGCCUUCAUCUCAUUUGGAGCGCCCACUGAAGCUAAAGGAACUUGCGAUUGCUGGAGACAGCUUCGGUCCCCGUUCAAUCGAAGAACGCUUGGUUUCUGUGCUCUGUAACCCUGCCUAUCUCGAAAAACUCACCCUUAUCGACUUUCUUGUCACCCACACUGUACUAGCUGCCCUCUCGUCUAUGGCGCCCUUCCCUCACCUCACAUAUCUAAGCAUAUUUGUCACAUCCCCGAGUGCCGACCAUUUCUUCAGUUUUCUUGCAGCGAUACCCGCCCUGUCAACACUGAGGAUAUUCCCCUGGUCUGCAAACAUCACGCCGCCACACCCGUUGCCGGCCCUGUCUUCCCUUCGGUCCUACGACGGCUACCCUAACCUGCUUUCGCACAUCGUGCCUGGACGAUCAGUUGAUUGCAUUUGUCUUGUCCUUAUGAUGGUCACUACAGAUGACGAUCAGCCAGAUUAUGCUAUCCAUACCGAGCUGGUCUCGACCAUGCGGAACAUCUCACGUUCCACAGUUCCAGUCAGGAAGCUAGCAAUCGAAUAUUUUCUGCCUACUUUAGAUAACCUCGCCGUCAUCGCAAAAGAACUUCCAGAUCUCCAUCGCCUGGACUUGGGUCUUAUAUCAGGGCCCCCACCGCUAACACCUGAAGAAGUUAUCGCCCUUUCCGAGUCAAGUUCUGGCUUCGACUUCAACUAUGCUAGUGACCCGCUUGAUACUGUGGAUACCGUGGAGGGUCUUCUGAGUUGGCUGGCAGAGGGUCGUGCCCCACUUCCGCCCAAGCUGGAGACACUUCGGCUAUCGCAUAGUUCGACGGGAAACGAGGACAUGCAGUGUGUUGAAGAUACCAAACAACGGGAGCUCAUCUGUUGUUUGCAUAGGAGGUAUCCGAGUCUGCGGGAGGUCGAGGCGGGAGGAUGUCGUUGGUGGAGAGAAGGUGUGCAUUGGUCGAGAGAGAUUCUUGACUUUGAGGAAAUGUAGAUUCUCAUGGCGUGCGUAUAGUGCCACAUGUGCUUCAGGUUCACAUUAGUGGAACACACAUCAACUACUACUCGUGA